Aphanomyces invadans is the source of this 1905-nucleotide messenger RNA. RefSeq lists its product as hypothetical. Lineage: Eukaryota; Oomycota; Saprolegniomycetes; Saprolegniales; Verrucalvaceae. The record is from RefSeq and is a predicted model, not a curated record. The transcript is spliced from 9 exons. Gene Ontology annotation, molecular function: ATP hydrolysis activity; ATP binding. The coding region runs from base 1 to 1905 and encodes 634 amino acids.
AUGAUCUCUCUCAGCCAUGUUGAUAUCGAGCUUCUGUCUCCAUUUCCUCGGGUUCUUGUGCCGUCGAGAAAGCGGGCGACAGUGCCACAAGUUGUCCGAGACAACAAGCUCCACUUUGAAAAUGCCGUCGUGCGACAACUCAGACUCGUUGCAAAGGAUCACUUGUUCUCGAUUGCACUCAUGGGUCAGUUGUACAUUGGGCGCGUCGUUGCCGCCGUGGGCGAAGCUGGCCAACCCGUGCCAAUGGGAGUCAUCAUGUCGACGACGACUGUGUUCCUUCACAUGGACUAUCCAUCGUCGUCCCUGGACGAGACUGCUCGCGAUUGGAAGGCUGUAUGGGAUGCUUAUCCGUGGCAAGAGCGCAUGCUGCUCGCGGGUCUAGCGGGGUACAAUGCCUUGGUGGACCAUAUCGUGUUGCAUCUGCGAUUGGCGUUAUCCCUGGACAAACCUUCCAUCACGUCACACGGAUUCCUUGUUCAAGGCGUAGGUGGUGUUGGCAAGACGCUGCUUCUCGAGGCAUUGCGGCAACAAUUGGUGGCUCUGCAUGUGCCCGUUGUGCUGGCAGACAGCCACACGCUUCGCCUCGAGGCCGACACCAGUACGGCUUUUCCGUCGACGUCACAAUUCUUGGCCCAUUCCCUUCGUUCAUUGGAAGCUUCGUCAAACAAUCAUCAACACGGUGUAUUUCUUCUCGACAACGUGAAUGCGCUCGUGGAAGACGACGGUACAAUCUCAGCGCUCGGGCGGAGUUUGCUUCAAAUCCUGGAUCAAUGGACUGAGCAAGGACGUCCGCUCGCCGUGGUCGCAACGGCAUCGAUGAAGGCGCUUCCGUCGUCUCUCACGCGGACAGGUCGGUUGGAGCGACAGUUGCUCAUGGAGGUUCCAACGGAGGCCAUGCGCGCCGCAAUCGCCGACCGACUUUUGCACGACACGGUGCUGGCGGCGGCAUUGGCAAGUGCCACAGGUGGUUACGUCGGGAAGGAUUUGAGCAAGAUCGUGCGGCAUGCAACUGCGAUGGCCAAGUUGAAGGGGCUUGCUGCCCCGACAUGGUUGGAGCUGCUAAAGGCACAAGGGACCACGCCUCCGUCCCAGUUGCAAGACUUGAACGUCCAACGGCCAGAUAUCGACUCGUCUUGGAACCAGUUUGCAGGUUACGACGCCCUCAAGUCGCGCCUCGUCGAGUUGGUGUCGUACAAGUUUGACAAAAAGGACGCGUUCGAGCGCCUGGGGGUACAGACUGUGUCGGGCGUGUUGCUAUAUGGACCGGCAGGAUGUGGGAAAACGAUGCUCGUACGCGGCCUUGCGGCAGUCUCCAAGGCCAACUUUGUCCAAGUUCAGGCGUCCAAACUCGUGUCCAAGUACUUUGGCGACACCGAAAAGGCAAUUCGGGAUCUCUUUGCUCGCGCCCGGUCGUCCGCGCCGUGCAUUUUAUUCUUUGACGAGCUCGACUCGAUUGCGGCCAAACGAGAGUUUUCCAACGACAGCGGCGGCGACGCGGGGGCGAGUGGCGUCUAUGCACGAGUAUUGUCGACACUCUUGAAUGAAAUGGAUGGGGUUGGCGGCCAAGGCGACAUCGUGGUCGUGGCCGCCACGAACCGCGUCGACUCGCUGGAUGCGGCGCUGGUGCGACCCGGGCGAAUGGACCAGAUGCUAGAGGUGGGGUAUCCAUCCUCGGCCGAUCGACGGGCCAUUUUUCGCCAAUACACGAAAACCAUGCCGUUGGCGGCCGACGUCGAUUUGGACGCGGUGGCAGCAUGGACUGACUGCGACUCGACCGUCACGGGGGCCAUGAUCCGCGCCAUUUGCAAAGACGCAGCAUUGCACGCACUGCGGGAGAGCGAGGCAACCACGUUCGUGGCUCACCGGCACUUUAGCCAGGCGACGGCGGACUACUUACGGGCAUAG